UGGAAGACUGAAUCUAGAGAAAGUGAAAAAAUUGAAACUCUUACAGCUGGUAAUAUUAGGGUUUCCAGAGAUCCUAGAAUAUCUAUUUUACAUGAAGAAGGGCAUGAUACAUGGAUAUUGAGGAUAAAUCCUGCUAAGCUGUCAGAUUCAGGUCGUUAUAUUUGUGAAGUUAAUACAUCUCCACCUCUGCAACUUAAUAAAGCAGUACAAGUUAUCAAAAUGCCAAUUAAGCAAACAGCAAAACAUAAUUAUACAGACUGUUGUAGAAAGAAUAAUGUUCCUAGACAGUGUCUCUUCUUCUGCAGUUUUGAUAAUACUCUUGCAGAGAGUGAAGAUACUCCAGAUGCACCUUGGCAAUGCUCAGAACAUUUAAGUCCUAUUACUAAAUGCUUAACAGAUGGUCGAGAUCAUAUGCCUUGUUGUGUGAGACAGAACAUUCCAGAGAUUUGUCGUUCUGUAUGCAGGGGAGAUUAUCAACAAUUGACUGUACUUCAGCAUUAUUCAUGUUCAAAAUAUGCUUUACCUACAUUAGCAUGCAUAUCUGAAGGAUUAGAGUUAUUACCAGGUCCACCCAAAUUCUUAACAGUAGAACCAUUAUCAUCAACAAAAUUAAAAUUAAAAUGGCUACCUCCUCAUCAAACAACUAAAGUGAGUCAUUAUAAAAUUAACAUAACUCAGUUACAUGAAUUUGAUGAAGAUGGAAAAUUAAAGGAAGAUAAUAAUAGAGAAAGUAAAGAAUUAUCUAUUGAUAAACAAGAUCCUAUAAUUACUGUUACUGUAAAUGGAACUCUUAGAGAUUAUACUGUUGAGAAUUUACAUCCAUUAACUAUGUAUGAAAUUGCUGCAAUAGCUCAGAAUGAACAUGGAUCUAGUUUACCAACAUAUGCUCUUCGAACUCUUACAUUGUCAUCAAGUUCAGAUAUUGAUCAUGAUAAACCAAUUGAGAAGCCAAAUGUCACAAUACCAGAUGUACGUGGAUGUUGUGAACGUAAAGGUGUUCAAUUAGGAAGAUGUCUGAGAAUUCUUUGUGAUCCUUCAAGAGCUGAUGAAACAAGGAUGACAGAUAUAAUGAUUUGUGCUCCUUGGGCAAAUGUAACUUUUGAAUGUAUGGCAGGUGGAUUUGAUCAUUCAGAUUGUUGCAGACUUAGAGGUGUUCCUGAUAUUUGUUUAGAUUUCUGCAGAGGAACUGUUACACGUGUUGAUUAUCGUCAUUUUGUCUGUCUUGAAUACAUGGCACAUUAUGGAAGCUGUCUUUUAGAACAUUAUGGGCUUAUAACAGGUCCUCCACAAGACUUUUUAUUAACUACUGCUCAUACUCAUUGGGCUGUUUUACAAUGGAAUCCACCAAACAUUCUUGGUAAUACUGUGGAAAGAUAUGUUUUACAUUGGAGAAAUGUCAGUAAUAUUGAAGAUGUUGAAUAUAAUAUUAUUCCUAAUGUUCAUUCUCCAUACCUUUUGGAUGGGCUGAGUCCAGGAGUGAGAUAUGAAGCAUAUGUAAUUGCAGAAAAUUCUUUUGGAGCAAGUCAAGGAUCAUCCAGAGUUGUUUUUUCUACAAUUGCUUUACCUGAUGCUCCACAAUCAGCUGAAGUAAGAAAUGAAACUGGUUACAAUGAAACAGCCUGCUGUGUUUCUGCAGGAUUGAGGGACCAUUGUAUUCCUUUAUGUUCCUAUGAGAUGAAGAUGACUGAUUUGGAAUUAUUAGCUCCAUUGUGUGUUGAAGAUCUUCAUACAUUAUUAAGAUGUGGUGCUGGAGGUAGAGACCAUACCCCAUGUUGCAUGCGUCGUCAAGUUCCUGACAACUGUCUUCCUUUCUGUGCUGGAACUAUGAGUGAUGAAUUAUAUUUAACUGCUUUCACUUGUGAUAGUCAUAUUGCAGACAUAAUUCAGUGUAUGGCUGAUGGAACAGAAGUUCUUCCUCAAGCUCCUCAAGAGUUUCAAGCAGUGACAAUAACACCACAAUCUAUUCAGAUUCAAUGGAAUCCACCUGAUAAUGGAAAAUUUACAAAUUUUCAAGUUUAUUAUGAAAAGGUUACCGAUAAAAAAAUACUUCAUCCAACAAAUUAUACAAAUGUUGUUAAUGUUACUUCAACAAGUACAAUUCUUAAUAAUUUAGAAUCAGAUACUCAAUACAAUAUGUAUGUUGUUGCUUUAAAUGAACAUGGAACUUCUUUGCCUUCACUCAUAUUAUCCAUACAUACUCCAGUUAGUGGAACAAAAGAUACAGUUGUUAAAGGUACUUUGAGUCCUCCUCAUACAGUUGAUAUUCCAUAUCAAACAGUUGAUUCAAUCACUGUAACUUGGAAACCACCUUAUCAUGUACCCCCUGAUGCUUAUCUUAAUUAUAUUGUUUAUUAUCACCCAGCUAAUGGUAGUUUUGAUCUUGUUCAUGAUGGACUAACUUUUGCUACCACAUUCAAUUCAGUAAUUUUAAGAAAUCUUAGUGUAAAUACAGAAUAUGCUAUUGCUGUAAGAGCUCGAAGUGGUCAGGGAGAAAGUGAUCUUUCAGAGACUGUUAUGGUUUGGACAGAUCCUGCUGUUCCUGCUUUGGUUCAUGCACCUGUUAUAAUACCUGCUGGACAAAUCUUAGAAGGAUUAAAUGUUACAAUUCUUUGUAUAGGUGUUGGUAUUCCUGUACCAACUACUUCUGUCUUUGUCAAUGGAAAAUUAAUGAAAAAAGAAAAGCAGAGACAUGUUGCUUACACUCUUGUACGUAUACAACGAAAUAUUACUAAUGUUGGUUGUUAUGCAGACAAUGGUUAUGGCUAUGGAGCUCAGAGUUCACAAGAUAUCAGAGUUGGAUUUAAACCAACUGUAGAGACCAUUACAAAAGCAGUGACUAGCACAGAAGGGGGACGUGUCCGCCUUCAAUGCAUUGUUCAUGGUCAUCCAGAACCAAGACUUACAUGGUUUAGAGACUAUGAAAAACAAACAGUUCUUAGAAGUAAUUCAAAGUAUGAUACCAGUUACAGUCGUCAGAGUGAGAAUCCUUCUUCAUAUAUUGCAAGUUUAUUACUGAAAAAUGUAACAAAAUCUGAUGCUGGAGAUUAUUUCUGUAAAGCAGAAAAUAGAUUUGGAAGUUCAAUAUUAGGAUUAACAUUGACAUUAAAAAAAAGAGAAGCAUUAAAUGUUUCAGCUUGUUGCAUUGAAAAAGGAGUUAGUGAACAAUGUUUAGCAGCUUGUGCAUUUGAUAUAGAUAUACAAUAUGCCUUAUCUAGACCACACUGCAUAUCAGAAAUUGACAAAUUAAUGAUGUGUGCAUCAGAUGGACGGGAUCAUCAGCAAUGCUGCAGGCAACACAAAGUUCCAAGAUAUUGUAUGAGAUGGUGUAAAGGGUUUCCUGUUAUUCAUGCUGAUUUGUGUAUAUAUAGAGCAGCAAGUGAAAUAAUAUCUUGCUUUGAAGAAGGAAAAAAUGUUCUUCCAGGAUUACCUGAAAAUGUAUUAAUUAAACGGUUAUCAGAAAUAAGUAUAGAAUUAAAAUGGGAACCACCUACAAAAAAUGCACAAUUUGUUCAAUGGUAUAGAAUAUUUUGGAGGCCAGUUGGCACAAAAGAAUUGUUUAGAAAUCAAACACGAGAAACUUCAUUUCGAAUCAGUGACUUAAAACCAGGAAAUACAUAUGAAAUAUUUGUUAAAGCUGGAAAUCAUUAUGGUCAAAGUCAGCCAACAAAUCCUAAAGUUAUAACAAUGUCUUUAAAUGAAAGUGACUCAACAUCAGCCAUUAAAGUUGCUGUUGGAAUAAUUGUUACUGUUUUAAUAUUGGUUCUUAUUGGAAUUCUUAUAAUUUAUUUCAAGUUUAAAUAUCAACCAAAUAUAGAGAAAGGUGUUUCAUUUGAGAAUCCUACUUAUAUGAAAGAAAACAUCUCUCUACAGAAUACUGGAGAAGAUAGGAAUACAACUAUUGAAAAUUCUAGUGAACAGAUUCAAAAGAAACAAGAAAAUCAAAGAGCUGUGGCAAACAUCUAUGAAGAACCGAAAUCAUGCAAUGGUCAAUAAAAUAAGUCUUUCAUUUUAAAGAUAUAUCAGAAUUUAACAAUAUGUACAGAGUUGUGAUAUUUUUCAUUCUUCAGGAAUUAAGUAAAAUACAGCAAUGUUGCCAAUGUUGUGGGUUGUGCAAAUCUGAGAGCUAUUUCCUUCUAAAAGUCAAUAUUAUGUAUGUACAAACAUUCCAUUAUGAUGUUUUAUAUAAUUUAUUCAUCUGUGAUGAAUAAAAUGUACAAUAUUAGUGAACAAUGUAGAUAAAUUUUAUCAUUAAUUGGAUCUAAUUUAAUUGUACUUGGAUAAACUAGAAUUUUUAAUCUAGAAAGUAACUAAAUAUAAUUUAAUCCUUACUUUAGUUUUUGGAUUGAUAGUAUUCUCAUUUUAUUAUCAAAACGCUUAGUAUUAAUGCUGUUGGUUUUCUGUUUAUAAUUAAGAAAAAAUUAUGAUUCAAUUAUUAAUAUUUGAACAUUUCCAUAAAAUAGAUGUUAACAAUAAUUACUUUAUGAUAUAUUCCCAAGACUAAAAUAUUUAAUAGAGUAUUUUUAAGGUGGAUAAAUGUCCAUGAUUAAAAUACUAAAAUUCAUUUCCUAAUUUAUGAUAACACAAUUUUUAAAAAAAAUUGUUACAUUCCAUAUAUUCCUGGACCAAAAUUUCUAUAAAUAAGUAGCAUAAAGAAUAACAACUAUAUCCCUUUGUUAGCAAGCUUCACAUUCAUUAUAUAUUUUUUAAAGCUAGAUAAAUAGCUACAGCCAUCUACUAAAACUUGUUGCGAAGUUAAUGGAUUAUGAAUAUAUAAAACUAACUUAUGACAGAUAGAAAUGUAUUUUAGCAAAACAAAUCCAAAACAUGGAAUAGAUUCAACACAAAAUUUAUGAUUGAACAAAAUAAAGUGAAGACUAGCUUUAAAACAUAAAAAUACAUUUAUUUAUAAUUAAAUUUAUUAUUAAGAUAGUUUGUUUUCAAAAAAUGUUUUAUUGAAAUUCUUAUUUAAGUCUCUAUGAAGAAGGGAUUAAAUUAACUCCAAAAACUUCUAAAUAACUAUUCUUUUAUAUUUUUCUCAUUUAAAACAAAUUGUGUGUAAGAACAAAUUUAAAUAAUAAUAUAGAAAAAUAGAUGCUGAAUCAGAUAUCUGAAAAGAAAUUUAAAAUAUUUGAUUUCUUGUAAAAAUGAUAUGGUAAGAUACAGCUAUUCAACUUAUUUACAAAUAGUUGAAAAGAAAAUGUUAAAUCCUUUAAUACAAAUUAAUCCAUAUAUACGAAUUAGAAGAAAGAACAAAAGAUACAAGUCUAGUAUAUGAAAUACAUAAUAUGUAACAACUAUGUUCUAAAUUGCAUAUCAAUAUCACUUCUAAGAAUACAGAAAGAAAGAAAUCAUCCAUGCAUAUCAUUUUCGAAGGUAAAUAUACUUAUUAAAAUUUUAAAAAAUCAUUUUUAAUAAGUUAUAUUCAUUUUUAAACUAUAACAUUUGCAAAAUUGAUAAACUUUCUGUGAUAAUUAUGAGAACUUUUCUUAACGUUUAACAAUUAGGAUGAGAUAUAAUGAUUGAACAUUUACUUCUAUAGGAAACAAAAUAAACAGUAGUAGAAAAAAACUCAAUAGAUUUUUUUAAUAUCAAAAAAAGAAUGCACUACUAAAAUGAUUUGCUCAAUAAGAAAAACUGAAUUAAGGAUUUCUAGAUUGUGAGAAGACUGAAAUUUUUAUUUUUUAAUAAAUUUGACUCAAAGACCAACCUUGUCCUGUUUCAAGUCUCUUUCGACUUGAAAUGGGAUCCAGAUAACUUAUCAUAAUAAUAAGACUUUAAGAGAUAUUUUCUAAUUAUUAUGAUUAGAAAAUGUCUUUCUAGCUAUAAUAUUUAAAUAAUCUUUCCUUAAAUUAGUAGUUGAAAAAGAAGUAAGAAAAUUCUAGAAUAGUGUCAAAAAUAGAUACUUGAAUUUUCAUAUGAUUUGGUUCAAAACAUAUUUUUAAUCAUUUUUACAAAAACUGAAUAGCAUAUAAAAAUUGUUCUUGAAGCAAUCUGUAAUAAGCAAGCUUUUAUGCUACUUUAUGUAUUCAACAUUUGACAUUAAUUACAUGAUCCUACAGCAAAAUAGGAGACUAUUAAUGUAAAGAACUUGUGAGUUCAAUUUUGAUCAAAGUCUUUGUCAUUUUUCUUAGACAAUUUGGGUUGAGAUUUUGUUAUUUCUUACAGAAAUGGGAAAUAUGAAAAUAGCCUUAAUUUAAAUUAUCUACAGGAUCAGUUGACUUCAAUUCAGGCCAGACUUGCUAAUGAUAGACAAAAUUGCAGCAUGCUAUAAAAAUCAUGACAUCUGGUAUUGAGAAAAUCUCAUUCACAAGAUCAAUAAAUCAUAAUCCAGAGAAAACAAAUUUCAAUGAAGUCAUGUAAGAACAAAACCAUAAUCAUUUCUUUAAACAUGUCAUAAGCUUAGAGUAUUCUUAUUCCUAGUCUGUAUAAGUUAAAUUUUUUUAAAAGCUGCAUGCACCUCUAACAGAUGAGCUGCCUCAGGGUAGUUUUCUUAAGCCACUUAGUAUAAUUAGUACUGCCUCACUGUUAGAAUAUCAUUUGUGAAAAUAUCAGCCUAAUCUCUGAUUUUAAACUCAACAAACAGUUAUAACUAAAAGUAAUCAAGAAGAAAUUCAUAAAAAUUAUUUUUUUCUUUUAAAAUUUUAACGUUCUGCCUUUUUUUUAAAACUUUAUGCUCAGGCAAUGCCUGAGUGCUAAGGAUGUCCUCCAUAUCUGGUCACUCCAAUAUCAAGUUAAACAUACAUGCUAAAAUGAAAUAAACUGUAAUCUUCAGAAUUUCCCUACAAAUCUUACCUGUAGAUGUGAUUUGUAAGGACAAGAUAAAGAAUACUGUCAUCUAUGAAACAAUGCUUUUUCUAUUUCAGGCUACACAAGGUAAAAUAAUGAAUUGGUCAAUUCAUAAAAAUAAGCUUUUUUCAACUUGCUGAAUAAAUAAUUUUUAAAAAAAUGAACUU
Molecule: messenger RNA, 6953 nt
Organism: Centruroides sculpturatus (bark scorpion)
Lineage: Eukaryota; Metazoa; Arthropoda; Arachnida; Scorpiones; Buthidae
Product: Ig-like and fibronectin type-III domain-containing protein 2
Exons: 23
Coding region: 220-3993 (1257 amino acids)
Molecular function (GO): protein binding
Source: RefSeq, a predicted model, not a curated record